AGACUGUGCAGACGCUCUGUAGGUGACUCUGUCUCUGUAGGUGUCUCUGUAGGUGACUCUGUAAGUGUCUCUGUAGGUGUAGGUUACUCUGUAGGUCACUCUGUAGGUCACUCUGUAGGUCACUCUGUAGGUCACUCUGAACAGAAACAUGGAUAAUACUCUGACGUUCGACCAGGAGAACCGUGAGCGCGUCAAGGCCGUGGCCGAGUCCUUCGGUCCGUCCGGUAAAAGCCUGUCCCAGCCCGGGCGGGUGCUGAUGGGGGAGGGUCGCCUUCUGAAGCAGAGCCGCAAAAAACCACAGCUUAAAGUUUUCUUUCUCUUCAACGACGUGAUCGUGUACGGCAGCGUGGUGCUCAACGGCCUUUGGUACAAGAACCAGAGGAUCAUCCCCCUGGAAAACAUCAAGCUGGAGGACAUGGCGGACACGUCCAACCUGAAGAACCAAUGGCUGAUCCGUACGCCCCGGAAGUCCUUCUACGUGGCGGCCCCCACGCGAGAGGAGAAGCGCGCCUGGAUGGAGCACAUCGAGCAGUGCAAAGCGUCUUUACUGCAGAAGGGCCACACUCCCACCGGGGAAUUCGCCGUGUCCUGGAUGCCCGACAGCGCCUCUGACAUCUGCCUCGUCUGUGAGGCCAAGUUCACCGCCACCAACCGACGCCACCACUGCAGGAUGUGCGGCAUCCUGGUGUGUCACAAGUGCUGCAAAGACAAGGCCGUGAUCGGACACAUCAACGCCACCAAGAAACAGAAGAUGUGUCGCCACUGCUACAGCAAGAAGCAGGAGGACGGGGCCCGUAUCCGCGGCAACUCAGAGGACGGCGACCCGGCGGCGUCCAGCGACGAGGACGACCACGAGGUGGACGACUCCCUGCUCUACCAGAACCCCAGCUCCUGGCUCGACUCACGUAUGGGAACCUGGAACGACAUGAGACACUACAUGUCCAUGCACCGGGCCAGUACCUGAACUACAGACUGUACAAGUACAAGUACAAGUACACGUACAAGUACAAGUACAAGUACAAGUACAUGCACCGGGCCAGCACCUGAACUACAGACUGUACAAGUACAAGUACAAGUACACGUACAAGUACAAGUACAAGUACAAGUACAAGUACAAGUACAAGUACAUGCACCGGGCCAGCACCUGAACUACAGACUGUACAAGUACAAGUACAAGUACACGUACAAGUACAAGUACAAGUACAAGUACAAGUACAAGUACAAGUACAAGUACAUGCACCGGGCCAGCAGCUGAACUACAGACUGUACAAGUACAAGUACAAGUACACGUACAAGUACAAGUACACGUACGAGUACAUGCACCGGGCCAGCAGCUGAACUACAGACUGUACAAGUACAAGUACAAGUACAAGUACAAGUACAAGUACAUGCACCGGGCCAGCAGCUGAACUACAGUCUGUACAAGUACAAGUACAAGUACAAGUACAAGUACACGUACACGUACACGUACGAGUACGAGUACAAGUACAAGUACAAGUACAAGUACAUGCACUGGGCCAGCAGCUGAACUACAGUCUGUACAUGUACAUGUGCACAUACAAGUACACGUACUGUACAUGUGCACAUACAUGUACAGUCCGUGUCCUCACGUGUCCCGCAGUCGCAGACAAAUCGAUUCUCAGAUGAAAAUCUCUGUGGGACUGAACUGAAACUACUGUUGACUACUACUACUGACUGAACUAGAGUCCAGGACGUCACAGACUUUGGCACAAAAAUCUGCCUGUUUUUUUAUUUCAUGUUCAUCUUUAAUUUGACCAAGUUAAAUGUGGAUGUAGGAAAUUUAAAAUAAGAAGAAAAGUCAUGAGCAGAAGCUGCAGCUGUGACAGAGAAAUAUGAAAGAACUACUGUGUUUUCUACUAAUGUAUAUUUAGAUAUAUUUUCUACUUGUAUGCCAAUUUUUUAUACUACAAAUACUUUUGUUGUCGUUGUUUUUUUUUAUUUAUUUGUAUAUGAAUAAACAUUUACAUAUAAAUGA
This is a messenger RNA of Periophthalmus magnuspinnatus, 1996 nucleotides long. Its product is annotated as pleckstrin homology domain-containing family F member 2-like. The coding region runs from base 149 to 964 and encodes 271 amino acids. The transcript has 2 exons. Gene Ontology annotation, molecular function: phosphatidylinositol binding; metal ion binding. The record is from RefSeq and is a predicted model, not a curated record. NCBI's taxonomy places the organism in Eukaryota, Metazoa, Chordata, Actinopteri, Gobiiformes, Gobiidae.